Molecule: messenger RNA, 668 nt
Organism: Pollicipes pollicipes
Lineage: Eukaryota; Metazoa; Arthropoda; Thecostraca; Pollicipedomorpha; Pollicipedidae
Product: runt-related transcription factor 1
Biological process (GO): regulation of DNA-templated transcription
Cellular component (GO): nucleus
Molecular function (GO): DNA-binding transcription factor activity, RNA polymerase II-specific; ATP binding; RNA polymerase II cis-regulatory region sequence-specific DNA binding
Source: RefSeq, a predicted model, not a curated record
CGCGAGGACCCGGCGCGCCAGCCGACCCGGCCCGGCCGGCGCCGUGGCCGUCAACAGCGGCAUGCACCUGCCGGCCAAGCGCACCCGCGGCGUCAUGCAGCAGCAGGACGGUCUGGAGAAGAUGACCGACUUCCUGCUGGAGCGCAGUCUGAGUGAGGUGGUGGCCGAGCACCCCGGCGAGCUGGUGCGCACGGGCGCGCCGGACCUGCUCUGCACCGCCCUGCCGCCACACUGGCGCUCCAACAAGACGCUGCCCGUCGCCUUCAAGGUGGUGGCGCUAGGUCACGUGGACGACGGCACUGUCGUCACCGUCACGGCCGGCAACGACGACAACUGCUGCGCCGAACUGCGCAACAACGCCUCCAUUAUGAAGAACCGCGUCGCCAAGUUCAAUGACUUAAGGUUCGUCGGCCGUAGCGGACGAGGGAAGAGUCUGUCGGUGACCAUCAUCGUGUCGUCCCGGCCAUGCCAGGUCACGACCUACAACAAGGCCAUCAAGGUCACGGUGGACGGACCCCGGGAGCCACGCAGUAAGACAAGGCAGUUUCCGUUCCCGUUCCCGUUCGGACACCGGCCGUUCUUCGCGCCGCACCUGGCUGGUCUGGAGCAGCUGCGCCGAGAGCAGAUCGCAGCCGGACUCCUGAAAUUGCCGCAGCCACACUGCCAGA